Molecule: messenger RNA, 735 nt
Organism: Naumovozyma castellii
Lineage: Eukaryota; Fungi; Ascomycota; Saccharomycetes; Saccharomycetales; Saccharomycetaceae
Gene: RRG7
Product: Rrg7p
Exons: 1
Coding region: 1-735 (244 amino acids)
Source: RefSeq, a predicted model, not a curated record
AUGUUUGAAAUCAGAUCUCUGAGGACUUUACAACGAUCAUCUAGAGUAUAUAUAAGAUGCAUUCAUAAUGAUACGUUAAGGAAUUUUAUCGAUCAAAACAGACUAAUUUCUAAAUCUACAGUUUUUCAAGGUAAUCUAUAUGAAUUUACCGUUCUACGAGAAUUAGAUGAAAAAUUAGGAAUGAUAAACUUGUCAAAAGUGGGUGGUGCACAUGAUGGGGGUAGAGACAUUAAAGGUAUGUGGCCCAUCUUCCAACUAUAUGAAGAAAAGAUUUCAAAUGGAAACGCAACUUCGAAUCUGGAAAAUAUACCGAAACGCACUAGAGUUAAUGGAUCCCUCUUAAAGCCCUUAAUUCAUAAAUAUAAUGAGCAUGCUACUGACACAAUCCUGCCAGCUUUAAAAGUUCUUAUACAAUGUAAGGCAUUAUCUACUACGAAAGUGUCACCGAAGGAACUAAGAGAAUUGAUUGGAACUUUCUCGUCAAUGGUUGAUUCCAAGCAUAAGAAUACGACAAUUGCAAUGAUGUGUUCUCCUCACCUCUUAACAAAAGAUGGUCUUACUUUGAUUAAUAAUAUCAAGAUGCCGUUGAUCUACACGAGGAUUGAGAUGCUAAGACCUAUUGGGGAUAACAUAUAUGAUAUUGAGAAUUCCGGGAAACUCAUCAAUUAUUAUGAAAAUGAAUAUGCUGAACAACUUCUGCAAGGAUUUGGGAUAAAGAACUGGAUUAAUGAGUAA